ACACUGCAUCUGUAAUGAACCUGUCAUGUUAAUAUUUUCCUCGUUUUAUCGGCAUAUUUGACUGCUGUACUCCGAGGCACAGCUUAUAAACAAGCUAAGUAAAAUCAGGUUAAAAAGGACAAGAAGUAAAAUGCCUAAAUCAGCAAAGAAACUGACCAAAAUGGAAAAUCACAGUUCUGAUGAUGAAGAGGACGCUUUAGAGAUGGAGAGAAACUUUGCUUUACUCAGUAAAAGGAGCGCGAUGCAAACUUCAGCAGAGAAUGAUGAGAAAAUUAGAGAUGAAGAGGGAUCUGCAGAGGAUGAUGAAGCACCUGAAGAGGAUGAAGAUGGAUCUGCAGAGGUUGAAGACAAUGGCAUGGACGAUGAAGGUGACUCAGGGAGUGAUGAAGUUGACACAGGGAGUGAAGAUGAAGAGUCCGUUAGUAACCAUGAAGAUGGAGGCAGCAAGGCACAAUCACACAGGAAGGGCAGCAUUAAAAGUGAAUUAUCAACCAUGUCAUUUGAGGAAAUCUUAAAGCUACAGAAUAAAGUCGGAACAAAAGUGUACAAUAAAAUCGCUUAUGGUGCCACAAAGCAGCAGCAAAAAAACGAGCCCAUGAAACGGCUAAAUAAACACAGACCUCAAGAGAUUUCUGCAAAGAAACAUGUGCCUUUCCUCCGAAAAGUGGUUCCUGUCAAGAAAAGGAUUUCAAGAGACCCUCGCUUUGAUGACCUCUCAGGGGAAUUCAAGCCUGAAAUUUUUAAUCAGACGCACAAAUUCAUCAAUGAUCUCCGAGAAAAGGAAGCACAGUUAGUGAAGAAGAAUCUCAAGACAGCCAAAUCAAAAACUAAAAAGGGAGAGCUGAAAGCCUUGCUUAAGAGAAUGGAAAACCAACAGAGGGAACGUCAGAGGCAAGAGCAGGAUAGAGAAAAGGAACUUGAGUUCAAGCGGAAACAGAGAGAGUUGGUUGGCCAAGGACACAAACCCUUCUACCUGAAGAAAUCUGACAUGAAGAAGCUGGAAUUGGCAGAGAAGUACAGCGAGCUGAAAAGGAGUGGAAAACUGGAGAACUUCUUGAGUAAGAAGAGGAAGCGCAAUGCCACCAAGGAUCGCAAAAAAUUGCCCAAUAUGCGCUAAAUAUAACUUCAUCUGUAGCAUCUGUUGAUUAUUUGUCUUGGUGCGAGAUGAUACAGAAGGACGUCAGCUGAGGAGUUAUUUUUGCUCGACUCUGAUGUUUAAAGAGAACUUGAGGUUUAAAUUUGAUCUACAGUUUCACAAAACUGGAUGCAUGUUGUUUAUAGGUUUGACAGAGAUGCUUUUCCUAAAUAUCCAUUGUCUUCUGUUCUUUAAUUAUAAUGUAAUGUUUAAUGUUUUCUUAAAAUAAAAUCCUUAGAUGUAUUGUCGGACACCUCUCUUAAUUCA
This is a messenger RNA of Rhinichthys klamathensis goyatoka, 1402 nucleotides long. RefSeq names its product ribosomal RNA processing 36 (gene rrp36). Gene Ontology annotation, cellular component: nucleolus; 90S preribosome. Gene Ontology annotation, biological process: maturation of SSU-rRNA from tricistronic rRNA transcript (SSU-rRNA, 5.8S rRNA, LSU-rRNA). NCBI's taxonomy places the organism in Eukaryota, Metazoa, Chordata, Actinopteri, Cypriniformes, Leuciscidae. The coding region runs from base 131 to 1117 and encodes 328 amino acids. The transcript has 8 exons. The record is from RefSeq and is a predicted model, not a curated record.